This is a messenger RNA of Penicillium oxalicum, 654 nucleotides long. RefSeq lists its product as uncharacterized. NCBI's taxonomy places the organism in Eukaryota, Fungi, Ascomycota, Eurotiomycetes, Eurotiales, Aspergillaceae. The coding region runs from base 1 to 654 and encodes 217 amino acids. The transcript has a single exon. The record is from RefSeq and is a predicted model, not a curated record.
AUGGGCCUGAAGCGCACUGCCACCUCUUGCAGCUUGGUAACCGAGUUGCUUCAGAGACUCCUCGAUCGGGGCGCAAAGACACGAUUAAUAAUUUGUAGCACCAAAGCCGAAUUUCUCAUACAGCUCGCUUGUGCUAUUCGGUCACAGGAUGAAGACUUUCACGCCAUACAUGAAAAUGACCUGCUCGCCAGGACUAUCGGUGUUUUAGCAAACUCCAGCAAUAUUCAGUUGGGGUUUUGUCCAUCACUAGAGAGUCUUCGAGCGUAUCUGUCGGUUGAUCAUGCGCAUGGCACUGGUAGGAGCUAUGAGCUGAAAUCUGCGAGACAACCCAAGGAACCCCUCCUCGUCAUCUUGGAUAUGGUCGCUUUGCAUUCCACAACCACGGAAUUCUCGGCCCAGGGGCUCUCUCGGACUUUCGCCGCCGCAGUUGAGUUCGCGGCUGAGUCGUUCACGGAUUUGAUUAUUUACGAGUGCAAAAAUGCCAUGGACCUGGUGAGCACGAACAAAGGAGCUAGCUUGUGGGACACCAAGGUACCUUUUCUCAAUGGCUCUGUACGACUCCGCAGCGAACAAGACAAAUUGGGUGGCCGUGCUGUGACUGUGAGAGAAAUCGCCCAGCGAUGGUUUGAAUUUGGUUCUGGGCUGGACGCUUGA